GAACUAUGAUCAGUCAUCUUUCUGCCGUGCGUAGAUCAACUGGUUUUGCUAAGCAGAGUUUUUUUUUUACAUUUGUACGGUUACAAAAUGAAAACAUUGGCGUAUUCGAUAGUAUUGGGAGUAUUGCUUGGACUUUCGUGCUGUCACGCUUACACCUACACCGCUUUGAAUGCAGUGAACAAAGAUUUUCCGGGUGAAUGCUACGAUAAUGGGACAAAGAUCCACUUUAAACCAGGAGAAAUCCGCCAACGACCUAAUUUAUGUGAAGAGAUGACGUGCGGUAGUGAUAAUUCGAUUGUAUAUUUUGGGUGCGGCGUAUCUGUAAUGAAUGAUCCGAACUGUGUACAAAUAGAACAGGACUUCAGCAAAGAUUACCCUGUGUGCUGCAAGAAAUAUAAAUGUGUUAUUGAUGGAAAGGUUUCUUACUUUUAAUUACCUAGCGUUUAAAAGUAUUUUAUUAUGAACAAAUUGUUAAGGUUUGUGAGAGAAUAUGCUUAUCCUUAGACUUAGAACAUAAAAUGUAGUUAAUAUGUGACAAAUAUACAAUUUGACUAUUUAUACUACCUCCACA
Molecule: messenger RNA, 571 nt
Organism: Malaya genurostris
Lineage: Eukaryota; Metazoa; Arthropoda; Insecta; Diptera; Culicidae
Product: toxin-like protein 14
Exons: 3
Coding region: 88-432 (114 amino acids)
Source: RefSeq, a predicted model, not a curated record